AUGUCUAGACCCAAGGGGUUCUGGUCGCCGGGACUUGUAUGGGUCUCGCUUGUCUGUAAACAAAAACAGGACGUGACCAGACAAUGGGCUCAACAAUGUUUACAGAACAUGACUGUCUGGAUCAUCGGCGACUCCAACGGUAACAGAACCUACACAGGUUUUCUAAACAUCACAGGCUGCAAUGAUACCUCAGGUGGUUGGCCGAGAUCAUCUACGUGUCAAAUAAAAAGUCUUGGUUUUAAAAUCAAUGCCAUGUCGCACGAGAAACCGCAGUUUGCAAAUUUAAUGCGAGCUCACCAUUUAGGCAGCGUGCCUGAUGUUAUUGACAACAUCACUAGCACAGGUAAACACAUUAUAUUCGUUCACUACUACCUGCAUUACAUACCUGCUCAUAUGAGUGUACUGUACCUGAGAAUGAAAGCCCUUCGUGAGGCGAUAGAAAGACUACUAAAGCGAAACCCCAAUGUCCUGUGUGUGGUACGUGGACCCCACAUUGCCACGGUUGACUGGAGCGCUAACCACGCGGUGGGCGGGGACACGCUGGCCCCCAGGUUUGUUGACGUCAUCAAGGACAGGUUUAAAGGUCUGGAACAUAAGGUGCUUUACCUGGACGGUUGGGAUAUGACAGUUUCGAUAGAAAAUGAGAAGUUCCACCCUCCUAUAGAGCUGACAAGAGAAACCGUCAACACAAUAUUAUCUUAUAUUUGUUUAUGA
Messenger RNA from Physella acuta, 714 nucleotides. Its product is annotated as NXPE family member 1-like. The record is from RefSeq and is a predicted model, not a curated record. NCBI's taxonomy places the organism in Eukaryota, Metazoa, Mollusca, Gastropoda, Physidae.